AUGAGAACGAGUCACAUGAAGUUGUUCUUUUUCAUCUUCUUGUUCCAUUCUUUUCUCUUUCUUGUUCUUUCUUCUUCAUCCAGAAAUUUUCCUGUUAUACCCUUUGAUGAAGGCUAUUCACCUUUGUUUGGAGACCAUAACUUGAUCAUUCAUUCUGAUUCCAAAACUGUUCAUCUCUCUCUUGAUGAGUCUUCAGGGUCUGGAUUUGCUACUCAUGAUAUUUACCUUCACGGGUAUUUCAGUGCUUCCAUUAAAUUACCUUCUGAUUACACUGCUGGAGUUGUUGUUGCAUUCUAUUUAUCAAAUGGUGAUAUGUAUGAGAAGAAUCAUGAUGAGAUAGACUUUGAAUUCUUGGGACAUAUAAGAGGCAAAGAUUGGAGGGUUCAAACCAAUGUUUAUGGAAAUGGAAGUACACACAUUGGAAGAGAAGAAAGAUAUGGUUUAUGGUUUGAUCCUUCUGAGGAUUUUCAUCAGUAUAGUAUUCUAUGGACAGAUACUAAGAUCAUAUUUUAUGUAGAUGAUGUUCCUAUAAGAGAAAUAAAGAAAACAGCAUCAAUGGGAGGAGAUUUCCCAUCAAAACCAAUGACAUUAUAUUCAACCAUAUGGGAUGCAUCUACAUGGGCUACCAAUGGAGGAAAAUACAAAGUAAACUACAAAUAUGCACCUUACAUUGCUGAAUUCUCUGACUUUGUCCUACAUGGUUGUGCAGUUGAUCCUAUUGAACAUGUGACUAACUGUGACAGUGUUCAAACUUCCGAAACAGUUCCUUCUGAUGUAACACAAGUAGAAAGAAACAAAAUGGACAACUUUAGGUUAAAGCACAUGACAUAUUCUUACUGUUAUGACAAAACCAGAUACAAAGUGCCUCUACCGGAGUGUGUGAUUGAUUCGCGAGAAGCUGAAAGACUGAUAAAAUCCGAUCCGGUUACAUUCGGUAAUGGAAGGCACCGCCGUGGAAAGCGACACCACCACCAAGCAAAAGAAGCUGCCUCAUUUUAG
Vicia faba (fava bean) is the source of this 999-nucleotide messenger RNA. The record is from the annotation of a GenBank genome assembly. Lineage: Eukaryota; Viridiplantae; Streptophyta; Magnoliopsida; Fabales; Fabaceae.